Molecule: messenger RNA, 747 nt
Organism: Rhizopus microsporus ATCC 52813
Lineage: Eukaryota; Fungi; Mucoromycota; Mucoromycetes; Mucorales; Rhizopodaceae
Exons: 6
Coding region: 1-747 (248 amino acids)
Source: RefSeq, a predicted model, not a curated record
AUGAAGAUCCAAGGAAUAUAUGGGAUCACAGUGCGCCCCCGAAGUAGAAUCACUAUAAAAUCAGGUGGAUCCUUUCAACUGACGAUGGCUUCUCUAAGAUCUUUCAAGAGCCUUGAACGCACUUCGUUAUAUGUAGAGACUAAGAAACAAAAGAUUCUUUUAUGCAGUUUAAUACCUUGCACAAGAGAUCAACAAUUGUUAAACUUUACUCGUUUAGAAGGGGAAACUGUGACCUUUGUUAUUAAAGGAAAAAACACAGUGCAGCUAUCAGGAAACUACAUAAGCCUUGAAGAUGAACCAGAACCAGAACCUAAAAGAAAGAAAGCUAAAGUGGAUACAAAAAAUAAUAUAGAAAAGAAUAAGAAAGAGAAGGUUGGCGAGAAAGAAAAUAUCAAAGUAGCUGAGAAAAGGAGAGACAGAGAUCAGCAAACAGAAAGCAAAAGACGUGGUCACGCGAUAGAUGAAAAGCAAGUGAAGACACCAGAAAGCAAAAGACAUGAUAAAGCUACACAAGAUGAUCGCACUGUAGAAAAUAAAAACCAAUUAAAGAUCAAAAGACAUAAUCAAGCUGUCCAAGAUGAGGCAAAACAAGUAAAAAAUAAAGCAAAUGAAAAAGUUUUACAAGAUGAACAUAUCGUAGACGACAUUGUGUCAAUUUUAAAAGCAAGAGGAGAACCAUCAGAAGAAGACGAAGAUGAAACAAUAACAGACGUUAAUAGUGAUACUGACGAUGAAUAUGCAGAGUAA